Messenger RNA from Sesamum indicum (sesame), 523 nucleotides. Its product is annotated as photosystem II 5 kDa protein, chloroplastic. Lineage: Eukaryota; Viridiplantae; Streptophyta; Magnoliopsida; Lamiales; Pedaliaceae. The record is from RefSeq and is a predicted model, not a curated record.
GUGUCUCUGUUUAACUAACUCAGACUCACCCAAACUGCCCCUUAACUCACACUCCAAACAUUUCCACAACUAUCAACCCACACCUGCCCAAUGGCUUCCAUAACCAUGACAGCCUCGUUCUUGGGUGGCGCCGCAGCCAAGCAUGUCCCCGCCGGCGCUCGCCGCGGAGCCGUGGUGGUGAGGGCCUCAAGCGAGCCCGAGAAGAUGGCGGUGAAGGCCGACGAAAAGAGCAACAGCAGCAGGAGGGACUUGAUGUUCGCCGCGGCGGCGGCGGCUGCGUGCUCCGUGGCGAAAGUUGCGAUGGCCGACGAGCCCAAGCCCGGGACUUCCGAGGCGAAGAAGAAGUACGCGCCUAUUUGCGUCACAAUGCCGACGGCCCGCAUCUGUCGCAAUUGAUAUGCUGAGGAGGUGCUGCUUUUGUUGAUGAAUCAGUGUUGACAAAUUUGAUGUAAAAACCUUUCUCGUUCUUGUUUUGGUUUAUGAAUCAUGAAUGAAGGUGUUACUCUUGUUCACAUUACUUUUA